UCAACAUAAUGCAGCAGUUCUAGCUGAAUUUUAACCACGCAGAGCCUAAUUUCCAUAUGCAGAUCUGUCUCUCCCAGCCGUACCUCUCGCCAUCACACCAUUUCUUGCAUUCUAAUGCAUUUUCACAUCUUUAUAAUAUCCCCCCCCCCUCUCUUCCACGACACGCUGAGGAUGUGCGGCUUUUUCUUCCCCCCCGGUCCAGUUAAAAAACCCGUCAUUUCUGCACGUUUAAAAAGCCAAUUGUCCCGGUCAGGAGAGGCACAAUUAAACGGGCUGCUUCGCAUAUGGUUUUACUUUGGCAUCUUUCAUCGAUACGAGUCAGUGGAGACAAUAAGGGGGGAGGAAAAGGAAUGCACGCGACGGCAAUCUUCUCUUUUCUUUUCUUUUCCGCGCGGAAGCGUCGACCUCCCGCUCUGCUUUCAACAGGAGGCAGUCCAUCCACGAGAAGCCUCUGUCGCCUGGAUGAGAAAGUAUUUGCAUCAAGGCCAGGAGAUUAAACGUGUGGGUUGGGAACUGGAGAGAGCGCGUUGUCUCGCUUGGGGCCCCCCGAUGCCAGAGUUCUCGCUUUCAUCGCGCGGGGUGAGAGAUUUCUCCUGGACGUUUCGGCCUGUGUGGCUACAGGGGCUACAUGUUCAGUGCAUCUUUGCUGGUGUGCUGCUUCCUGCUGCAGAGGAACGUUGCGACCACAGAGGGGCAUCAUGGGACCAACCGCCACGUCUUCUAUGCGGUCCAAAUGAAAGGAGGCGCCAAGGCGGCCCGAGCUCUGGCCGAGCAGCACGGGCUGCAGUUCAUACAGCGGGUUGGCAGCCUGGAGGGCCUGUACACCCUGAGAGACAGCAGGGGGCGCCCUGACAGAGUCGCCUUUGAGAGGAGACUUGUGACGGCAGCAGGGGUUCUCUGGGUGCAGAGGCAGCACAGUCACUACAGAGACAAGCGCGUUCCCCUGAUGGGACCACACUAUGAUCUCAUAAAAAGUUCCCAGAGGAAACGGUCUACAGCGGACAGCCCGUCUGAGGAGAGGAAGGAGGCCCAGACUCUCACCUUCAAUGACCCACUCUGGCCCAUGCAGUGGGAACUGUUUGCACAGGGUGAAUACAGCUCCGGUGGGUUUGAUCUGAAUGUGAUGCCAGUUUGGAGGAACAACAUAACGGGAAAAGGAGUGGUCGUCAGCAUCAUUGACGACGCUCGCGCGCGGUACCCCAUUAGGCAGAGGUUUGGUUUUGGAGUGUUGGACGCGGGGCUGAUGGUGCAGCAGGCUGUGCUGCUCCGCACUGCUGCUCCACAGAGGAAGUGCAAGCAAGAGGAGACGUUUUAUUCAGACAGAUUUAUCCCUGCUGGAGGCCAAGUGAGCAUCAACAUUGAAUCUGAUGGCUGCCAAGGGAGAGCCAAUGAAAUCAACACUUUGGAGCAUGUGCAGGUGAGAGUCAGAAUUACUGCAGCGUGUCGUGGCGACCUCUCCAUAAGUCUGGAGUCUCCAGGUGGCACAGUGUCUCUGCUGCUGGAUACUCGGCCCUACGACGCCUCGGCUGCUGGCCUGAAGAAUUGGACCAUGAUGACAGUGCACUGCUGGGGAGAGCAGGCACGAGGCCUGUGGACCCUUAAGGUGACUGACCACAAAGGCACUGUGUGGAGCUGCGCGAGGCCGAGUGAGGAGGAGGUUGCAGGAGCUUUGCUUAGCGCCACACUCAUCCUGUACGGCACCUACCACCCACACAGGACCAGGCUCGAGGUGCCCCUGCAGAGCAUUGUGUCCAUGGGGUGGCGUCACCCCGUCCCUCACGGUGGGCUGUACAGGAGGGACAGCUCCCCUCCUCUGGAUCUGAUUCAGUGGGUCUACCAAAUGGAGAGGGACAGGAAAGUGCAAGCAGACGACAUCACGUUGCCAGCCAAACACAAGAUCUUGGAAACUACAGGAGACAGAGUGACAAACAUGAGCCUCAUCAAGCCCCCGGCAUCAAGGAGGGCUUUAAAGCUACAUCCAGUAGAUGUUCUGCGGCUGUCCCCCCUAAGACCUGGAUCUGCCCCUAAGAUGAAAACAAGACCUAAAGGAAGACGAUGGAGUGAUGGAGCUGGACCUUAUCAUCGCAAAUCGCAAAGGAGUUCGCCAUAAAGAAGGGGACAACUACUGGAACCUUUAAAUUUGCUGGUUGAAGGCUAUGUGAGCAGGAGAGCAGGGGUUGUGGGGGGUGAGGGAGCUGGAGACACAACAUGAAGCACGGUUAAAUAAAGACUGUUGUUUUCCUUUGUGCAGCAAGCCAAUUGAUCACAAAUCGAUUUGUGUACUAUAUUUCUACUGUGUGAGCCCAGUGUCAGCUGUGAUUAUUGCUUGUGAAUUCUAAACCCAAUCCCUCUUCCCGCCUGCCUAAACGCACACAAACAUAUAAAUCCCCCCCCCCCCGUCCCCUCCUUCCACCACCCAAAAAGAAAAAAAGCUAAUAGUUUUGGGAGGAGGUUUCAGCGUUCACCUCGGCUCCUCAGUUCGCCUCUGCAAGUUGCAAAAGGUUAGCGAGCGAUAUGUUUGUCUUUUUCCACCUCAGUGAAGGGUGAAUUCAGCUCAGUGCAAUAAGAAAUGGAUUACCCGUUCAUUAAGGGGGCUGCGUCACUCCUCAUUGAGCUGGACAAAUAACAAAUUAAUUCCUAGCCGCCUAAUUUCUCUCUGUUCUCUGCUGAAUUUUCGAUAGCGUCGAAUUACUGAUCACAGCCGCGUGAGCUCCCGCAACUUUUUUUUUUUUUUUUUUUUUUAUCAAUUCCACACAAAUGUGCCACAGCGGAGAUGGAGUUAAGGAAAAACAUCGUCCUAUGUUUCUGCCGCAUGCCUCCUUCAGCACCCCAACACAGCAAAAGCAGAAAGCUGGUGGGAUAUUACAAAAAAUAAAUAAAAACUAAAACAAAACUUCAAAAGAAAAAGGAACUUUUCACUACUAUAACAGUAUUUUAUCAGGGAAAUCUCAAUCUUCUUUUUAUCAGUCAAGUGCAGGUCAGUUGCUUGUGGUGUUUUGUAAAGUAGCAGUGGUGUAUUGACAGGCUGGUAUUGAUGUUUCAAUUAGAGCAGCGUUACAUAGUGCUGCAGCAUGGUAACACGGUGCGUCUCCUGCCAUCUGCUCUGCCUCCACGUCUGACGAACGAGGCACGUGGGGCUAAUCGAGCCGCACAUGAGCGAUGGCACCCCGAUAUCUGUCUCACACACACACACACACACACACAAACGCACACACACACGUCCUAGGCGCACGUUCUUAUGCAGAAAAAUGGCGCUGAGGAGUGUGUGUGUGUGUGGGGGGGGGGGGGGGGGGGGUUCCUUGGCCCUGCUGUUUAAAGAGCACCACAGAAAAGCUAGCAUUUCCUUCUCUCUCUCUCUCUCUAUCUCUCUCUCUCUCUCUCUCUCUCUCUUUCUCUCUCCCCUCGCUUGUGCCACAGGAGCCGCCAGCAGGUUAUUUCUCCGACAAGGAUCCGGGGCUAAAGCACCAGAUGCACGAGAGGAAAUUCUUCAAAAGCUCGUCUUGAUGAAAAGACAAAAAAAGGAAACGGUCUGUGCCAGCUUUCUCUGCACUGGGACAGCCUGAAAUAACAGCGCGCAUUAUGGCUGGCGAUACCGCCUGCCAAACCACACGAAUCAAAGGCCUCAUUGUCUGGAUUACCUCGUUAAUCUGCUGAUGCCAUUGAGCAGUACUGUAGGUGUUAAUGUGCCAGUUUUUUUUUUUCUCUCUCUCUCUCUCUCUCUCUCCCUCUUUCUCUCUCUCUUCUUUUAUUGGGGAGGUGUAGUGUCAGGUUUGUAAUCUGCUUUAAAUGCUUUCUGGGGAAUGACACACUGAAACUCUGCCAAGAGAUUGCAAGGAGCUCUCUGUUAAAACGGCACAGGGAGGGGACGCGGCGCUGAAGCCUGUGGGGACGAGCCAGUGAGCUGCGCGCCCCACACCACUUGUUGAAAUAUAGGGCUGCAUGAAUAAUGAAAGAGGGAGAGGGAAGCGAUAUUGCUAAAGCAGUCCCACAAUGACAUCCAUCAUAGUAAUGCCCCAUCGCUCUGCUUCUUUUGUCUCGUCCCGGCACUAACUCCAAGUUGCGUCUCUUUGGAGGGGCGAGCCCAGAGUCGUGCUCUGUAUCUGCCCGGGCUGAUAGAAAGCAAAAAGAGAUAGAUAAACGCCCAGAAAGAGGGGAGAGUGGAGAGAGUGAGACAGAAAGUGAGGUAAUCCGUGCUUCUUUUCUGCUCCCCGGGGUGGUCUCUUCAUCCAGGGCCUCAAAGAGCGACAGAAUACACCUCCCUGCUACAAUGGAGGGGACCCACAGGGGCUGUUGCUAUUUGAGUGUGUAUGUGUGCGUAGUGGGGGUGCAGCUUUAAGCAGGCCUUUGAGUGGCCUAAUUGCAUUGGAAUACAGCAGCCUGAGAGCUGAUUCAGAUCACGACGGGCUGCUGGAGGGGUUAGCGCCCGCACCUCGACAGCCACACUCAGCAAAAGAGCCCCGGCACAAAGCGCACAAUUAAUGCUCUCCCUCUCGUUAACUCUCUCCCCACUUUUUGUCCUCCUACUUUUUCCUCUGAUCCCCCUCCUCGCACCUCAGUCUCCUCUCCAUCUUCCUGCUCCUCCAUCCCUCCCACCCGACCGACCGACCGACCGAACGGCUCAGUAUGUCGUCACUCACCCACUGUAUUAAUCCACCCAUGCAGCCUGUCAGUCUCCCCAUCUUUGAUGCACACAACAAUUACAGUAAAGAUGAAAGGCGUGGGUCGGCCGCUUCCCAUUAUGUAAGACUUCAAACGGGCCAUGGAGAAAAUGACUGAGAUGCAAGCAGCUAAUCUGAAA
Messenger RNA from Fundulus heteroclitus (mummichog), 4798 nucleotides. Its product is annotated as neuroendocrine convertase 2. The record is from RefSeq and is a predicted model, not a curated record. Gene Ontology annotation, biological process: peptide hormone processing. The transcript has 15 exons. NCBI's taxonomy places the organism in Eukaryota, Metazoa, Chordata, Actinopteri, Cyprinodontiformes, Fundulidae. Gene Ontology annotation, molecular function: serine-type endopeptidase activity. Gene Ontology annotation, cellular component: trans-Golgi network; Golgi membrane. Bases 629 to 2110 code for a protein of 493 amino acids.